AUGAGAAAUGAUUAUUUUUCCUUUUUCUACUUUCAGGUGCUAUUAGAUAAAUGUGAAAAUUUAAACAAGUGCCAUUUAGUAGCAGGAACAGAAACAUUUCAACAAGACCCCUGUCCUGAUACAUCUAAAUAUCUUGAGGUUCAUUAUCAAUGUAGACCAAAUGAGUUUACCAGUGAAUCAGUAUGUGAAGGAGAAGAGAUGAGAUUAUGGUGUAAAAGAUCAUCUAGAAUAGCUAUAUAUUCUGCUAUGUUUGGUCGUACACCAAAUGAUACAAGUAGAUGUCAAUCUAAUAAACAAGGGUUUAUAGAUUGUAAAGCUAAGAAUGUAGUAGAAGAAGUAACUAAGAGAUGUCAUGGUAAAAAACAGUGCUAUAUAGAAGCUGAAGAAUAUAUCUUUGGUAAUCCUUGUCCCUCAGGAAUCAAUAAAUAUCUUAAUAUUACCUAUAUCUGUGGUAAGUUACACUUCUUCAUCCAUCUUCAUUAG
Messenger RNA from Lottia gigantea (owl limpet), 483 nucleotides. RefSeq lists its product as hypothetical. NCBI's taxonomy places the organism in Eukaryota, Metazoa, Mollusca, Gastropoda, Lottiidae. The transcript is spliced from 3 exons. Gene Ontology annotation, molecular function: carbohydrate binding. The record is from RefSeq and is a predicted model, not a curated record. Bases 1 to 483 code for a protein of 160 amino acids.